This is a messenger RNA of Colletotrichum orchidophilum, 276 nucleotides long. RefSeq lists its product as uncharacterized. The annotation marks the transcript as partial. The record is from RefSeq and is a predicted model, not a curated record. The transcript has a single exon. Lineage: Eukaryota; Fungi; Ascomycota; Sordariomycetes; Glomerellales; Glomerellaceae.
UUCCAGGAGGCGUACACCGAGCGCAGGGCGGUCAAUGGUGUUAUCUUCGGCAUCGUUAAUGGAAAUCUAAAGAAGAAAACGUGUGUCUGUUGUGUCUCUUCUGCGCACCUCCAAAUGGCUGCUUCGAUGCGCACGACUCUCGUCUACGCUUGUCUCUCAGAACAGAAAAAUCAAGGCCACGCGUACGUGAUUUGCCUGCCUAUUCCCUCACCGCCAGGACAUCUUGAAGCGAUAGGCCAAAUUGGACACACACUGAUACACGGGAUGGUGUGGUAG